This is a messenger RNA of Penicillium pulvis, 750 nucleotides long. RefSeq lists its product as uncharacterized. The record is from RefSeq and is a predicted model, not a curated record. The coding region runs from base 1 to 750 and encodes 249 amino acids. The transcript has a single exon. Lineage: Eukaryota; Fungi; Ascomycota; Eurotiomycetes; Eurotiales; Aspergillaceae.
AUGUCAGGUAACAAUACCUGCGUGACUGAAUUUUCCUGUGCCGAUAGUCCCCUGUCAACGACCGGGAAUAUCAUCGGAAUCCUCACACUCGCAUACGCAGUCUUCGUUACGGUCGUCUUCCAAGCGAAUGCACUAGCUAAUGUAGACAAGGAGAUCAAAGAGUUGGGUCUGCGCCUGGAGGCAGAAUAUGAAUCUCUGAAACGAACAUCUGAGAUGUUUCAGGAAUUCAAAGACAGAAUUCCCGAGGCGAUUGCAAGCAAGGUCGACUUCGUUACAACACAUGCUGCCAGUAUCAUUACACAUCAUAAAUUCAUCAUACUAUUACCUGAGGCUUAUGGAUAUAAAUGGGUACCAUGGUCAAUACGACGUCUGCUCAGAAGGAAUACCUUUCUUAGGAACAAACGAAAACUGGACAGCGCUCUCGGAACUGCUAUUGAGAAAAGAUUGGAGAUUGAGGGAAUUUAUAGCAGUGCUUUUAAUAGGUUGGUUGAUAUUGUCUUUCGAACUAUCAUCAUGCUUCUAGUCCGCUCAUUAUUCGAGGUAUUCAGGCUUGUUAUCGAGGAGAUCGAUACGCAGAAUUCAAUGAUCAGUCAACAAUACGAUAUGAUACGAGCUCAGAAUCUGAUUCUUGAGCAGAUCAUGGGCGCUCUUCAACCCAGUCACCCUAUCCUCCCUGGUGUUGCUCAUGUCCGUGGUGACGAAGAUCCAAGCGCUCCACCUUCUGGAUCCGAGAGAUUUGAAGGUACUUGA